Uranotaenia lowii is the source of this 2925-nucleotide messenger RNA. RefSeq lists its product as uncharacterized. Lineage: Eukaryota; Metazoa; Arthropoda; Insecta; Diptera; Culicidae. Gene Ontology annotation, biological process: proteolysis. Gene Ontology annotation, molecular function: aspartic-type endopeptidase activity. The transcript has 2 exons. Bases 1 to 2925 code for a protein of 974 amino acids. The record is from RefSeq and is a predicted model, not a curated record.
AUGGCUGCGCUGCAAAGAGACAAUCAGCGAGCCCCAGCCCACCCCGUUGCCGCGCCGAUGCCAGGUCAAGUGAUAGUUAACACACAAGCCUACCGUGCGCCGUUACCCACAUUUGAUGGUCGCUAUGAAGCAUGGCCACGCUUCAAGGCCAUGUUCCAGGACCUUAUAGAGCGAACUAAUGAUUCAGAUGCUGUUAAGCUAUACCAUCUGGAAAAUUCGCUCAAGGAAGAUGCUGCAGGGGUUAUAGAUAUUGAGACGCUUCAAAACAACCACUACGAGCGCGCGUGGGAAAUAUUGGAGCAACGUUUUGGAAACAAGCGCCUCAUAUUGGAAAGUCACAUUCUGGGCCUCCUGAACAUGACGAAGGUUCAAAGGAAAAGUUCCAAAGAGCUGCGGAAUCUGGUGGACGAGUGUACUCGACACAUCGACAACCUAGUCAAGCUAGACCAACCUCUGACUGGUAUGUCGCAAAUGUUCGUGGUGACAUUGCUGACACGUGCACUGGAUGAUCAAACCCGUGAGUUGUGGGAAGCCUCAUUUGAUCAAACGGAGCUGCCACAAUAUGAAAACAUGAUAGAGUUCUUGAGACAGCGAGUUGUGAUAUUGGAGCGCUGUGAGACCGCCACAACAGCUGGAACGUCCAAGACUUCAAAGUUUGCACCGUUCAAAGGAGGAGCCUCGAAAUCAUCGCAUGCAGCAAUAGCAACAUCGGAAAAUGCAUGCGACUUCUGUAAUGGCCAGCAUAAAAACGACAAAUGCCCAUUAUUCGUAGGAAUGGAUGUUCAGAAGCGACGAAGAAAGCUCAGACAGAUGAAACUGUGCUACAACUGUCUUCAGAAUGGGCAUCAAAUAAUUUAUUGUCCCAGCAAAGGUGUUUGUGGAAAGUGUUUUAGAAGGCAUCAUACUCUUCUUCAUUUUGUUCGAGAUGAAACGCCAGCGAAGAAAAACGAACCAUCAAAGCCAGUCGAGGAGCGACAGGGGCUUGACGUAACAGAGCGACCAGUCAACGCGUCGUGUUCCAGCGUUAAUCGUCAGCCUAGCAAGCAGAUCUUCCUGAUGACUGCAUUGGUUAAUCUUCAAUCGAGAGGAGGUAAAAUUCAUAAGGUGCGAGCGUUAUUGGACUCUGGCUCGCAGAUCAAUCUACUGACGGAAUCCUUGGUGCGAAAGCUGAACCUACCCAAGUACCCGACGAAUAUUCCUGUGGUCGGCAUAGGGGGAACUCGAUCCCAGAUACGUCAUCGAGUUGCAGUCCGAAUGUCUUCGAACUACAACGAUUUUGACGCCAUUGUGAACUGUCUGGUCACACCACGAGUGACGGGAACUAUACCCUCCACCAAGGUCAAUGUGGAUUCUUGGCAUUUGCCAGCCGGUAUGGUACUGGCUGACCCGAGAUUUAAUGAGCCCGACGAUGUUGAGAUGCUGAUUGGAGCUGAACACUUCCAUGCUAUUAUGUUGCGAAGACAGAUGCACCUCGCCGAAAAACUACCCAUCUUGCUAGAGACUCAAUUCGGAUGGGUCGUUAUUGGUUCUUACGAAGAGGACGACGGAGGUGGUGCACUAUGCGCUAACUUUGCUGUGGCUGACAGCUUGGAGGUCUGCCUCAAGCGCUUUUUCCACCAGGAGGAGUUAACUGAACCAGAGACGGUUACAACUGAAGAGGAACGCUUCGAAGAACAGUCCCAACGAACCUAUCAUCGCAACGAAGAUGGACGAUUUGUGGUUCAACUGCCAUUUCGUGAAUCAGUGAGCCAUUUGAAAGGCUCCCGAUCUCUGAUAUUGAAGCGAAACUUCAUGCUGGAGAAAAGACUUUUGCAAAAUCCCGAGCUGAGGGCUCAGUACACGGCAUUCAUAGAGGAAUAUCAAGCACUGGGCCACUGCCGUGAAGUGAAAGACAGCAGUGCGAAGCUCCGUGUUGAAGGAAUUCCAGACGCCGACCGAGAGACUUUGGUGCCAAUUCAAGACUCCAGUGUCUAUGAAGUUUUUAAAGCCUUAGGACUCCUGUGGGACCCGAAAGGAGACUUAUUUCUGUUCCACAAAUCUCCUGAACAAACGAAGGAUGAUUUUCAGCCAACAAAUCGAAAGGUGCUAUCCCAAAUAGCGAAGUUGUUCGACGCAUUGGGCCUUGUGUCACCGGUGAUCGUAGAAGCGAAGAUGAUUAUGCAGUCGCUGUGGGCCGCCAACAUCGGUUGGGAUGAUCCGGUGAACGGUGACUUGCUGCAUCGAUGGGAGGAGUUUCAAACGUGGUUAACUCAGCUUGGCAAGUUUGAUAUUCCAAGAUGUGUCGUAGUUUCCGAGACCAAAAGAAUGGAGAUACACGGGUUCGUGGAUGUCUCGAAACAUGUGUAUGGUGCUUGUGUUUAUCUCCGCAGCAUUGGAAGGGAGGGAUCAAUAGCACAUCUCCUAUGUAGUAAAUCGAAAGUAGCACUGUUCGAAGAAAGCACUGUUCCAAAAAUAGAACUGUGUGCUGCUGAACUGUUGGUUGAAUUGGUGAAAAAGGUCAUACCAACGCUGAAGCUGAACAUUGAGAUUGUCAAGCAAUGGUCCGAUAGCCAAAUUGUGUUGGUUUGGUUGAAGAAACCCAUGGAACGUCUACCAGUGUAUGAUCGAAAUCGAGUGGCUGAAAUCGUUCGGCUUACCGAAGAUUACCAAUGGGGAUACAUUAACACAGCGCACAAUCCGGCGGAUAUCAUGUCCCGAGGCGAUUCGUCCUUCCAAGACGGCAAGAGCUCAACGUCCACCUGCAGCCUCAGCAGUGAUUCUUCGCCGCAGCGUGGAGAACAUCAAAUGAUUGCCAGCAGCAGCGAGCGAUUCCCAACACGCGACGCCGAUGUCCAGCAACGACGCCCGGAGCACUCACGAGAGAAGAAGAGUGCCACACAGACGCGAGAGUACCGUGCCAAGAGAGCGAGAAGGCACCUGUGUUAA